GGCUGGGCCUCUGCGGAUCCGGGUCUUUUGCAGGGGAGGGUGGGGCUCCUGCAGCGGGGGGGCUGUGGGACCCUGCCCACGGGACGCUGUGCCCUGGUUUGUUGCCGGAGUGCAGAAACAAUGCUGUGGAAAGGAGCUGCCUAACCUUCCACAAUGCCCCUUUCUGACUUUGUCUUAGCACUGAAGGACAAUCCAUAUUUUGGGGCUGGGUUUGGCCUUGUUGGUGUGGGCACAGUCCUGGCAGCAGCCCGUAAGGGAGCCCAGUUUGGGCUGGUGGCUUUCAGGCGCCACUAUAUGAUCACCUUGGAGGUGCCCAGCAAGGAUAAGAGCUACCAAUGGUUGCUGAACUGGGUCUCCCACCACGCCAAGCAUACACAGCAUCUCAGUGUUGAGACCUCGUACCUGCAGCAUGAAAGUGGGCGUGUCAGCACCAAGUUCGACUUUGUCCCCAGCCUCGGGAAUCAUUUCAUCUGGUACCGCAGGAAGUGGAUUCGCAUCGAGCGCAGCCGGGAGACGCAGAUGCUUGACCUGAACACAGGGACCCCCUGGGAGUCUGUCACCUUCACUGCACUGGGCACUGACCGAGAGAUCUUCUUCAAUAUCCUUCAGGAAGCCCGGGAGCUGGCACUGCAGCAGCAGGAGGGGAGGACAAUCAUGUACACAGCCGUGGGAGCAGAGUGGCGUCAGUUCGGCUUCCCCCGCCGCCGCCGGCCCCUCAGCUCCGUGGUGCUGGAGGAAGGCGUGUCAGAGAGGCUGGUUCAGGACGUGAAGGAGUUCAUCAACAACCCCAAGUGGUACAGUGAAAGAGGAAUCCCCUACCGAAGAGGCUACCUGCUUUAUGGUCCUCCUGGAUGUGGGAAAAGCAGCUUCAUCACAGCCCUGGCUGGGGAACUGGAGUACAGUAUCUGCCUGCUGAGCCUCAGUGACCACAGCCUCUCUGAUGACCGGCUCAAUCACCUCCUGAGUGUAGCACCACAGCAGAGCAUCAUCCUGCUGGAGGAUGUCGAUGCUGCCUUCGUCAGCCGGGACCUUGCUGCUGAGAACCCAGCUGUGUACCAAGGCAUGGGCCGCCUGACCUUCAGUGGUCUCCUCAACGCGCUCGAUGGUGUGGCCUCCACAGAAGCCAGGAUUGUCUUCAUGACCACCAACUAUGUAGACAGGCUGGACCCAGCCCUGGUGCGUCCUGGCCGUGUGGAUCUGAAGCAGUAUGUGGGCCAUUGCUCCCGCUGGCAGCUCGCCUGCAUGUUCCAGCGCUUCUACCCCGAGCAGCCCCCGGCUGCAGCCCAGCAGUUUGCGGAGCAGGCGCUGGCCGUCUCCAAACACAUCAGCGCUGCCCAGGUGCAAGGCCACUUCAUGCUUUACAAGACAGACCCUGAAGGAGCCACUAAAAACAUAAGCUCCAGCCUGCUGUGACCAGGGGCCAGCUUUCCCUUGUGACACUGAGAGGACUGGGACAAAGAUCUGACCAUCCUGGAGAUGCCAUGAAGCUGCCCACCUGCACAGGCCAGGUCUCUGUUCAUCUCUACCUCUCCUAUGCCUUGGUUUUGGAGAGUCAGAACUGCCAGCCUCACAGCAAGGGAGGAAAUCUGGCUCUUGCUGCUCCCCAGACUUGGAUGCUACUGCACCAGCCCUGCUCACCAGUGUGUGCCUCAUGUUGGGAUUGCUGUAAGCUACCAAGGCUCAUGGUGUGAAUCCUCUUCCUUGUGGUUCAGCCUGGAGGUGCCCCAGAAGGGCAUUUCCUUCAGGCAGGACAUUGGGGUUCUACACUGCAAAAAGCAUCUGUUUUUUUUAAAGGACAGUGGUCUCACUGGUUUGUGAAUAUCCUCUGUGAAGUGCACAACACA
This is a messenger RNA of Parus major (Great Tit), 1844 nucleotides long. It is a transcript of the gene BCS1L, whose product is annotated as mitochondrial chaperone BCS1. Gene Ontology annotation, cellular component: mitochondrial inner membrane. The coding region runs from base 154 to 1413 and encodes 419 amino acids. The record is from RefSeq and is a predicted model, not a curated record. The transcript is spliced from 8 exons. Gene Ontology annotation, biological process: protein insertion into mitochondrial inner membrane from matrix; mitochondrial respiratory chain complex III assembly. Gene Ontology annotation, molecular function: ATP hydrolysis activity; ATP binding. NCBI's taxonomy places the organism in Eukaryota, Metazoa, Chordata, Aves, Passeriformes, Paridae.